Messenger RNA from Balaenoptera acutorostrata (minke whale), 1140 nucleotides. Its product is annotated as olfactory receptor 6B2-like. Bases 1 to 1140 code for a protein of 379 amino acids. Gene Ontology annotation, cellular component: membrane. Gene Ontology annotation, biological process: G protein-coupled receptor signaling pathway. Lineage: Eukaryota; Metazoa; Chordata; Mammalia; Artiodactyla; Balaenopteridae. The record is from RefSeq and is a predicted model, not a curated record. Gene Ontology annotation, molecular function: olfactory receptor activity. The transcript has 2 exons.
AUGCCCGGCCUGCGCUGGGCUGGGGGAGGCCAGGGACACCUGCAGCUCUCCAGGAGGCUGCUGAACCUGGACAUGGAGGGACGUUUUCAGACAGGAACACUCUUUGUGUCUAUUCCCCGUUUGCUGCAAAGCCAGAGCGGGUGUUGGUGGGAGAAGGGGGCGCAGGCUGGUGCUGUCUCCACUUUGCUCACGUCCCCUAUCGGGGGUGCCCUGAGCCUCAGUGCAAGGGACCCCCGAUUUGGGGGAGAGCUACCCCCGCCGCCUGCCCUCCGGCCCCUGCAUCCUCCCCUCCCGCUGCAACACCUGCUCUCCCUCCUCUUCCUGCUCUCCUCCGUCUUCGUGCUGGUGGAGCACCUGGCCGUCAUCCUCACCUUCUGGGGCAGCUCCUCCCUCCAGAGGCCCAUGUACUACUUUCUGGGCAUCAUGUCGUCCCUGGAGAUCUGGUACGUGUCUGACAUCGUCCCUAAGACGCUGGACGGCUUCCUCACGCAGCGGGGACGCGUCUCCUUCAUUGGCUGCAUGACUCAGCUCUACUUCUUCAGCUUCCUGGUGUGCACCGAGUGUGUGCUCCUGGCCUCCAUGGCCUGCGACUGCUGCCAAGCCAUCACGACCAUGGGGCUGUGCGUCCAGCUGGUGGCCUUCUCCUUCGUGAGUGGCUUCACCACCUCCGUGAUCAAGGUCUACUCUAUCUCCAGCGCCACGUUCUGUGGCUUCAAUGUCCUGAAGCGUGUCUUCUGUGACAUCUCCCCCAUCCUCAAACUGGCCUGCACGGACUUCUCGACCACCGAGCUGGUCGACUUCGUCCUGGCCUUCAUCAUCCUGGUGUUCCCGCUCGUGGCCACCAUGCUUUCCUACGGACACAUCCCCCUGGCCGCCCUGCGCGUCCCCUCGGCCACGGGCUGUCAGCGAGCCUUCUCCACCUGCGCCUCCUACCUCACCGUGGUCACCAUCUUCUACACGGCCUUGAUCUUCAUGUACGUCUGGCCCCAGGCCAUUGAUUCCCGGAGCUCCAACAAUCUCAUCUCUGCUGUUUACACUGUCCUCACCCCAAUCAUCAACCCCUUGAUCUACUGUCUGAGGAACAAAGAAUUCAAGGAUGCUCUGAAAAAGGCUCUGGACUUAGGUCAACUUUCACAGUAG